Messenger RNA from Ricinus communis (castor bean), 962 nucleotides. Its product is annotated as transmembrane protein 50A. Bases 239 to 646 code for a protein of 135 amino acids. Gene Ontology annotation, biological process: protein targeting to vacuole; late endosome to vacuole transport via multivesicular body sorting pathway. The transcript is spliced from 4 exons. The record is from RefSeq and is a predicted model, not a curated record. NCBI's taxonomy places the organism in Eukaryota, Viridiplantae, Streptophyta, Magnoliopsida, Malpighiales, Euphorbiaceae.
AAAAGUUAAAAAUAAAAAGAAAAAUCUAAUUCCUAUUUCGGUAAGGGAAAAAGAACAAAAGAAAACAAAUUUACAGAGACCCGCAUCGAAGUCCAAACAAAGGAAGCUGCUGAAGGAGGCAAUCACUAAACUCUCUCUCGUACAGUUGAAGUUAGCUGUAAUUCUCAACAUUCAACAAUAACACCAAUCAAUCUCUAAUUAUAUAUAUUUUUAAUCAACUAACACACCAGAAAAACAAAUGGAUUUACCGGAGUUAUGGGCGAUUUUCGGUCCGGGCGUGGCAGGCGCUGUAUUCGGAGCCGGUUGGUGGUUUUGGGUUGAUGCCGUUGUUUGUAGCGCCGUUAAAGUCUCGUUUGUUCACUACUUACCUGGCAUUUUUGCAUCGAUCGCAGCUUUAAUGUUUAAUUGUGUUAGAAAGGAGGACAUUGAUUACUCUCCAUACGAAGAAGGCGAGUGGAGAUUGAAGCUUUGGCUUUUCUUUGCUUAUGUCGUAUCCUUUGUUUCUCUAGCGGCAUCAGUGGGCUUAUUGAUACAAGAUUCACUUGUUAAGUCGGGGCCUUCAGUAUGGACAGGAACUGCAGGUGUCUUGCAGUGUGUAUUUGUGUUGAUAAGCGGGCUAAUUUAUUGGACUUCGCAUUCGGAAUGAAUUGUGAAAUUGCAUGUAUCAUUUACUUAUUCAACCGACAGGAGGAAAUAUGGUCACCCUGGUGUACAUAUUUAUGACCUUCAGCUGCCUGUGAAAUCUUGAGCAUCGGUAGUAGCCCAUGUAACUCUUCUGGAAUUUGUGAUGGUUGUCCUAGAUUUUGUUCAUAACGGAUUCUAAUUUCAGCAAUACUGGUUUAUCUAGAUCGGUCAUGUACCAUUGUGCUUUGUUUGGGGCCAUAAAUUGAUAAUAUUUCCGAGAAAGGAUAAUUUGUUGCACCUAUGUAUCAUACCACUACUAUAUGAAACUUUUUCAGCUA